AUGUAGAUCCGGCUUCAAAUGACGACAGAAAUUUGAUUACCGGUAGAGGAACAUACAAAAUCAAAACUUUGUUUAAAUUUGCAUUUACGAUAUUUUUUAAAUAUGAGUAAUUCCACCUUUAUUCUCGACAAUGGUGCUUAUAUGGCAAAAGCUGGUUUAUCCAAUGAAACACCCAAAUUAGUUCCAAAUUGUAUAAUGAAAGCAAAGAGCGAACGUCGCAGACCUUUCAUAGGAAAUCAAAUCGAAGAAUGCAGAGACGCUUCUGGAUUAUUCUACAUGUUACCUUUCCAGAAAGGUUAUCUCGUGAAUUGGGAUAUUCAGAAGACUCUAUGGGAUUAUAUAUUUUCAAAGGAGUCUUGUUCGGUGAAUUUAAGUCAGUCGUCUGUGAUAGUGACAGAACCAAUGUUUAAUUUUCCAAGCAUUCAAGAAGCUAUGACAGAGAUCUUUUUCGAGGAAUACGAAUGUCAUAGUCUCUUGAGAAUAAAUGCAGCUAGUCUUUCGUGUUACAAUUACAAAACCGAAAAUCCUAGUACAAAAUGCUGCAUAGUAAUAGACAGUGGUUAUAGUUUUACGCAUAUUAUACCUUUUAUCAAUAAUACAAAGGUAAAAGAAGGUAUACGAAGAAUAGACGUAGGUGGCAAGCUUUUAACAAAUCAUCUAAAGGAAAUACUAUCUUAUCGUCAGUUACAUGUUAUGGACGAGACGUAUGUAAUUAAUCAAGUAAAAGAAGAUUGUUGUUUUGUAUCUCAAGAUUUCUUUAAAGAUAUGGAACGGGCUAAAUAUAAAUUGGAGAAAAAUACCAUCGCUAAGGAUUAUGUUUUGCCAGAUUAUACAACUUUGCGACGUGGAUAUCUUAAAGAUCCAGAACCAUCUAAUGAGCAACAAACAUUACGUUUGACUAAUGAAAGAUUUGCCAUACCAGAAAUAUUAUUUCAUCCAUCGGAUAUUGGUAUUCGACAAAUGGGUAUUCCCGAAGCUGUCAUAGAUUCUAUAAAAGCCUGCGACGAAGAAACAUGGCCUCAUUUUCUAUCCCAUAUUAUUCUAACUGGUGGUAAUGCAAAGUUUCCAGGAUUUAAGGACAGAAUUUACAAAGAAAUUAGAAGUUUAGCUCCAACAGAAUAUGCCGUAAACGUUUAUUUACCGCAAAAUCCAAUUACUUAUGCAUGGUUCGGUGGGAAACAACUUUCACAAGACACAAUAUUCUCAAAUCUUUUGGUAACAAGAGAAGAGUAUGAAGAAGAGGGUCCAUCUAUAUGUUUUGAGAAAUUUGAUAUAUAAUUCUAUCGUGUUGUGUAUACAUAUACACACACACACACA
Molecule: messenger RNA, 1317 nt
Organism: Camponotus floridanus (Florida carpenter ant)
Lineage: Eukaryota; Metazoa; Arthropoda; Insecta; Hymenoptera; Formicidae
Gene: Arp6
Product: actin-related protein 6
Exons: 3
Coding region: 103-1278 (391 amino acids)
Cellular component (GO): Swr1 complex
Molecular function (GO): nucleosome binding
Source: RefSeq, a predicted model, not a curated record